Molecule: messenger RNA, 3786 nt
Organism: Capsaspora owczarzaki ATCC 30864
Lineage: Eukaryota; Filasterea; Ministeriida; Capsasporidae
Exons: 3
Coding region: 64-3735 (1223 amino acids)
Biological process (GO): intracellular signal transduction
Molecular function (GO): protein binding; guanyl-nucleotide exchange factor activity
Source: RefSeq, a predicted model, not a curated record
UCCUCUUCUUCUUCUUCUUCUACUGCUGCUGCUGCUGCUGCUACUGCUGCUGCUGCGAGCUCAAUGUCCGCGUCGCCAAACGGCGCUUCGACGCCGAGCUUGGCCUGUUCCGCGCCCAAUGCAUCGUCGUCCUCCCUCGCUGCGUCCGCGCACCCCUUGCUCGCAAAGAAGCGACAAAGCUCUCCUUCACUGCUCAUGUCCGUCACCACGCGCGGAUGGUCCCCGUCGUCAUCGUCGUCGGCGUCGUCGUCCCCGUCGUCGUCUGCAGUCCCACUCGAUGCAGCGGCAAACAACUCUGCCGCAAUAGCGAACGCUGCAUCCGUCGCCUCUGCUGGAAGCAGUAGUGGUGGUGGUAGUGGUACUGGCAGCAGUAGUAGUAAUAUUGGUAAGGGCAAGGAUGCUGGCGGACGGCGCACGUUCGUGGUCGGCGCCAGCAUCGCCGAGGUGGACGAACCCUCCUCGCCCAGACGCGAGCGAGCAAAGUCGUCAUCGCCGGACGCUCCGAUGGUAGCGCCUGAAUCGGGCAAUCUCUCGCAGUAUCGCCAGCUCCCGAGCUUUGACUCAAACUACGAAACGGACAGCUUGGCACCUUCGUCGGGCCCCCCGAGUCCCCUUUCGAGCAUGCCGCCGUCCAACCUUGUUUCCGCAAACACCUUGACAACAUCCGCAUCGAUGCCUCACACUGGCACUGGCUCGGCUGCGCACAGCCAACUGGUGGCCGGGCGCUCGCCUUCCGCUGAAUCGCCACUUUCCCUCUCCGUCAGCGGGAAUGUUCAAAACUUGCGGGGACACUUUCAGCAGUUGCAAGACGCUCGCGACGCGGGAAGGCGAUCCCACUUGCCAUCCGACGUGGCAGCCUUUCGGCUGCGACAAGCUCGGCACCUCGAGCACCUCGAGCACCUGAAGGCAGCUGCGGCAGCAUCUCCUUCGCGAAGUGUAUCGCCGACAGGCAGCGUGCUGACAUCCUCGCCUUCCCCAGCAUCAGCAGCACCUCCUGCUGCUGCCGUAUCUUCUUCCCCGGCUGGCCGGCCCUAUGUCGCCCGGCAGUUUGCCACGUCCGAGUCAAGUGCUGCGUCGCCCCUGACCGUUCAUUCUUCGUUGUCGUCGUUCCAGGGGUACGAUGGCGUGCUUCCCGUCUCCUUUGAGCUAUUGAAUGCCAGCGCAAGCAGUGAGUCCGGGACUUCCUCUCCAGCCGACACUCUUCAGCGGCAGCGAUUGAGCCACGUCCGAUCGGGCAGCCGCCACAGCACGUCGUCCGGCGAGUCCACUGUUCGGAGCGCUCCCAAGAAUGUCUAUGAGGCGCUGUAUGACUACCGGGCGCGAAGGAACGAAGAGGUGUCGAUCGGCAAGGGCAACACUCUGAAGGUGUUGCAAAAGCACGACGAUUCGGGUGAUCCCGACUGGUGGAAGGCAGAUAUGGGCAACGGGGUUGUUGGAUUUGUGCCGGCCGGGUACUUGACCGAGUCUCGGCGAACGCGGCGCGUGCGACCUCCGAUCGUGCGCCACGGCGAUCCACUCGACAACCUUUUUCAACGGGACGCCUCUGCCCCCGCGGCUGCCAACCAGGAUGGCGCGGUUACUGGCGCCCUCCCAUCGGGAUUGGCCAAAUCCAGGUCGGAAUCGCUGGCUGCGUCCAAUGCCUCCUUCUCACCUACGGCGGUCGCCAACUCUGCCGGACUUCUUGACGCUCAUCACUCAAUGUCGCCAUGUGGUGCAGCGUCUGAUGCUGCCGCGCGCCUCGAUCACGAGGAGCUCUUUUCCAGCGAAGGACCGACCUACGCAGAAGGCGACCUGGACAUUAUGGACGACGAGUCGCGCUGCAACUUUGCGCGGCUCAAAACCAUCGAGGAGCUUCUUGAAACGGAGCGAUCCUACCUGGACAGUCUGAUGAACAUUGUGGAUGUCUUCAUGUAUCCCCUCUUUGAGCGCCUCGAACGCUCGCAUGGUGUGAUCAACCGCGUCAUCAUUCGCGACAUCUUCUCCGAGCUUCCCGCCAUUUGCAACGUGAAUGGCGUGUUGCUGCAGGACGUUGAAAACAUUGUCAAUCGAUUCACCAUCCAUGUCCACCAACAGCCCGCCACGGAUCGGCCACGACGUGGAAGCAUGCAGUCGACCGGCUCUGGCGUCGCUUCCCAUCAGUCCGCGACUUCAAUGCAUCACCCGCAACCUUUGCAGCCCGAGCCGUUCCAUCAGCAACAACCAUCGGUUCAACCCCCUUCAGACGGUGCGCCGUCGGACUUUGAAUUCCCUGGUUCCGAAACCACCUUCACCAUUCCGUCCAAGUACGUGCCAGCCAUGGUGGAGGAAGUGGCUCGCGUCUUUGUCCGCAUGUCUCCGUUUUUGAAAAUCUACACUGCAUACGUGCGAAACUUUGACUAUGCCAUGGAGACGCUGGCGACGCUUGGGCAUACAAGCAAGGCGUGGCGCAAGUUUCUUCGCCUUGCCGAGGCCGAUCCGCGCUGCCAUCGCCUCCCAUUGGACUCAUUGUUAAUCAUGCCGGUGCAGCGCGUUCCGAGGUACAAGCUGUUGCUCAAGGAGCUCCAGAAGCACACACCCGGGCACGAAAACACAGCCUUCAAACUUCUUGACGAAGCCGUGACAAAGCUCGAUGAAGUGAUGGCGCACAUCAACGCCAAAACCAAGGAGAAUGACGCAAGAAUGCGCGUCACAACCCUUCAAAACGAGCUUCGAGGUUUGCGGCAAGUGCGCACGCGGCUCGUCCAGCCUGAUCGCACGUUUGUGCAAGAAGGACGAGUUUUCGAGCUCGAAGGCAGCAGCAUCAGUCCUCGAGUCCUCUUGUUGUUCAACGACUGCCUCAUUCUCGGACGGGAAAGCACGGGGCCUCUUCGUCGCCUGCCUGUGACGAUUGCACGCACAGUCAUCCCGCUCCGGUCGACCUGGGUCACCGAUGUCUCCCAACCAGAGCCUGAGGCUGCAGGAGGUGGAGCAUUCCGAGCGAGCACCUCCUCGACAACGGCCUCCAUGUCACAGAGCUACACGGGCUCAAUGCUUGCGCCGGCUGCAGGUCAAACGAGCGGAAGGACGCACCGCCCCGCGAGCCGCAAGCCGAGCGGCGAAAGUAACGUCGAAUUUCACACCUCCUUGCACGACUCACCCCUUGCAAGCCUCGGCAACCUGCCCGAGGACAGUGCAACUGUCAGGCGGCAAAAGCAACAACGCCAUCUGCAACUCCGCCGAAAGCGCGAACUGGUCAAACAGAGCGUCCUGCAACAGCAGCGGGCGCUCGAUGCGAUGCAACAGCACGAGCAAGUGGAUCACGAUCGCGAGGACGCGCAGCUGGUCGACCAGGGUGACGAUGAGACUUCUGCUCGCUUGAACGCCCCGAGCGACGCAUCCACGACUGGGCUGAUCGAUGAGAUGCCCAUGCAAACCUUCUCGGAAGAGUCCGACGAAGCUUUGGAGCUGACUGGCAAUCAAGAUUACGACUCGCCACCCGCAGAUGCGCGGUACGCCUUGGUGAUAUCGACCACUGUUCCGGCGUUUUUCAGUUGCUUCAAGCCUGUGACGAAGAGCACCGUGCUGACCUUCAAGUCCGAAAGCGACAAGAUGCAAUGGAUGCACAUUCUACAGGACGCGAUUACCAGUCUUGCCAACACCGAACGUUACCGUCUUGAACUUGUCAAGGCGCACCUUGCUCGCAACAAGAGACCAUCACGUUGGCAGAUGUUGUGCUGCUGUUGCCAACCCUCGACCGAUCCCUGGCGGCUCGCUUGAGACUUCUUUUUUUGUUUUUGUGUGUGUGUGUGUGUGUGUGUGUGUGUGUGU